This is a messenger RNA of Melospiza georgiana, 3355 nucleotides long. RefSeq names its product solute carrier family 35 member A3 (gene SLC35A3). Gene Ontology annotation, molecular function: UDP-galactose transmembrane transporter activity. Gene Ontology annotation, biological process: pyrimidine nucleotide-sugar transmembrane transport. The record is from RefSeq and is a predicted model, not a curated record. Gene Ontology annotation, cellular component: Golgi membrane. The transcript is spliced from 8 exons. NCBI's taxonomy places the organism in Eukaryota, Metazoa, Chordata, Aves, Passeriformes, Passerellidae. Bases 99 to 1079 code for a protein of 326 amino acids.
UCCCGGAAGCACCGGGAGCCGGAGCGAGCCGAGCUGGGCCGGCGGUGAGCGGCGAGCGGGGCCGCCUGGCAGGCGCGCAGAAAGGAAAAGGUCAAGAAAUGUCUGCCAAUUUAAAGUACCUUUCCUUGGGCAUCCUGGUUUUUCAGACCACAAGUUUAGUGCUGACCAUGCGCUAUUCUCGGACGCUGAAAGAAGAAGGACCGCGUUACUUAUCCUCUACUGCAGUAGUUAUUGCUGAACUUCUGAAGAUUUUGGCCUGUGUUCUAUUAGUCUACAAAGACAGCAAAUGCAAUUUACGGACUCUGAACAGAGUGCUACAUGAUGAAAUCCUUAACAAACCCAUGGAAACCCUUAAACUUGCUAUUCCUUCAGGAAUUUACACUCUUCAGAACAACUUGCUAUAUGUAGCAUUGUCAAACCUAGAUGCAGCCACAUACCAGGUUACAUAUCAACUGAAAAUUCUCACCACAGCAUUGUUUUCUGUGUCCAUGUUGAGCAAGAAACUGGGUGUAUACCAGUGGCUGUCACUCGUAAUAUUGAUGACAGGAGUGGCAUUUGUGCAGUGGCCUUCAGACUCUCAAGCAACACCUGCUAAGGAGCACUCAGCAGGAUCACAGUUUGUAGGCCUGAUUGCAGUUCUCAUAGCGUGCUUUUCUAGUGGAUUUGCUGGAGUUUAUUUUGAGAAAAUUUUAAAAGAAACUAAGCAGUCUGUGUGGAUCAGAAACAUUCAGCUUGGGUUUUUUGGUAGCAUAUUUGGACUGAUGGGUGUUUACAUUUAUGAUGGAGAACAACUGUCAAAGAAUGGAUUUUUUCAAGGAUACAAUAAACUUACUUGGGUGGUGGUUGUUCUACAGGCACUUGGAGGGUUGGUGAUUGCUGCUGUUAUAAAAUAUGCCGACAACAUUUUAAAGGGAUUUGCAACUUCUCUCUCCAUUAUACUGUCAACAUUGAUCUCCUAUUUCUGGCUGCAAGAUUUUGUCCCUACAAGUGUCUUUUUCCUCGGAGCCAUCCUUGUAAUAGCAGCUACUUUUCUAUAUGGUUAUGAUCCCAAACCUGCAGGAAAUCCCAUUAAGGCAUAGCAGACUUCCUCAUCAACCUGCUUCUCGAGAUCAUGCACUGGGGGCCUUGCUAGCACUGGCAUGUGGGAAGUGUCACUGUGCACUGCCAGGGAAGGAUGACUGCCCUGCAUCUAUUGAAGAAAUGCUGAAGAGUAGUUCUGAACAGCCAGAGGGGUUACAGGUGGAGGGUGAUGCUGUCUGCAACUGAUGGGGGGGGAAAUGUCAGGGGAAUGCCCAGUGCAACUUGCUAAUAAAAACUUGAAAGAACCAAAAGUUUCCAAGAAACUACAAUUAGGAAUGUUUACACCUUUGACUGAGAUUGCAUCACAAGAAUUACUGUAUUGACUGCUGCAGAAAUAUGUCCUAUGCACUCUUUAAAAGAGCACACGACAACAUUGUCAGAUUGUAUGUUUUUGCUAUUCAAUUCUAUUUAAUCUUAGUAAAUAUGUUUUUAACUGUUUGUCUAUUUACGUGAAAUGAGCAGAAAGUCAUAGUUCUAAAGUGAUGGUUCUAAUUAGGUACUCCGUAUUAAAACUGAAAAUUGAAGUAUGAUUGAAAGACACUUUCACAAUAUCAAAUAUUUUUAUAUUUUUAGAAGGCUGAUUUAAUAACAGAAAUCUGUUAUUAAAUGAUAGUAUUUUAAUUCUGUUGCUUCUAUAAAACUGUUGUAGGAAUGUUAACAUUCUCACUGAAAUACAAAGGGAGGAAUACUCCAGCCUUCAUCAGCCUGUAGUGUUGGAGCAGAUGGAAUAACUCUGGGAACACAGGCUGGAGGUUACUGUGCUAACCUGGGAGCAGCAGUAGGGAUGUGAUGGCUGCUUGCUCAGAUGUGAUGUUCAUUCUUUUUUUUUUUUUUACUGAUUAUAAAUCAACUUUUUGGUAGAAUCUUAAAAGUAGUUUUUGUGCUUUAAAUCGCCUCUGAAGAUUUUUUUUAAACCAUGAUUUCAAAAGACAAAGAGCUCAUAAUAAGCAUUUUAAAGGCAUUAUCAUUGUCUGUAACAGCUCCAUCUGGAGAUAUUAUGGUAUGGCAUCUGUAUACUGUACUGUACUUUAUUACAGAGGUGUUUUUUAAACAAGUGUUGUUUACUCAUGAACUCUUCCAGGCUUUUUCUGUAUAUUUCUAUGUAAUGGUUUAAUUGGAGUCUUGGUGGGGUUUUUUAAAUUAUUAUUAUUUUGUUCUGAGAGUCAUUGAGCCAACAGAUUAAAAUGGGUUCUCUGGACCUAUUUGUUCUAAUAGUGGAAUUACUGUAAUAGGAAGUAUAAUUAAAAAGCAAUUAAUUGUGCAAUAGGUAAAUAUAAAAGCAUGCUGUUAUUCUGUUUAAAGCAAAAAAAAAAAAAACCUACACAAAGAAACUUUGCUGCAAUUAUAUUAAUUAGACUGUUAUGAACACUUGCAUAUAGUCAGAAACACUAAAAAAAUCUGCAACUAAUAAACAAAAAAAAACUGUCUUAAAAAUCAUUGGUUUUCAGGUUCACAAUGGAUGUUAAUGUCGAAUGACUCAUGUGACACCUGUGAUGGUGCAUUUAUAUAAAAGCAUUUUGGGAGUCCCUUACCAGUAGAAUGGCAAGUGGUAAAAAUGUCUUUAUUCCUUUCUUCCCUGCCACCACUCCCUCCAUUCUCUUUCUCACAUCUGUCUUGUACUAAAGAAAAUGUGUAAUAGAAAGGUGUUUUAAAAUGUUUACCGAAGUACCUCAUCUGAUUGACCAGGAGAUUCUGUAGGAGUGCUCUGAGAUGUCUCAGUGAAGUAUUGUAAAUGAGAAAGGAAGAAUUCCACUGAUGUCAAUCAAGUAAAAAUGGUUUCUUUCUUCUGUUAGCAAUUACGUGUUUUAUCAACAUUUUGUUUGUUUGUCUUAUCAGAGCAAGACAUUAAAGAAAUAUCAGAGCUCUGCCUAGAGCUUGUUAAGCUUUGUGAACUUUGAAUCUGUCCCAGCAUGUUGUAAUUGCAGUAGCUUUGCUACUUGGCAAUCAAAGCUAUCUAAAUGGGCAUUCUGUGUUAAUAUUAAAUCUUUUACACGUAACAUUCAAUGUGGCACAAUCUUUGAAAAGUCACAUUUAGCCAUGUCCCCCUGCAGUGCACCCUGAGGUAAGGUGUGUGCAUAGAGCAGCAGCUCACGGCAGUGCCAAGCACAGAAUGGGACCUGCACAGCUCUGAAAUGAGGUGGGAGGUGUUGGUGGCAAUCUCUCAACUGGAGUUUGGCCCUACACAGGAAUACUUUUGAUUUCUUGAAUCACAGUAGUGGGAGUGUUCAAGUGAUAUAAUUGGUAACUUUCUUUUAAAAAGUCUCCAAAAAACAUA